Cinara cedri is the source of this 15015-nucleotide messenger RNA. The record is from the annotation of a GenBank genome assembly. NCBI's taxonomy places the organism in Eukaryota, Metazoa, Arthropoda, Insecta, Hemiptera, Aphididae.
AUGAUCUCCGUAUUAUUAUUAUUAUCGCCCUGUGUUCGCGUCGUCCUAGUCGUUUUAGUGUACAUCAUAAGCGUUGGCCUUCUGUUGCCUGCGCACGGCCAGAGUCCGUCGGUUUCAUAUCACCACGAUUCCGGUAAGUCUCACGGUUUUUAUAGAUAUUUGCCUAAUAUUUUAUAGAAUACAAAUCGAUAGGUUACCGAUUCUUGGGAUAAUCCUCUAACAUCCAAACCAUGGGUACCUGUAAAUACCUCCACCUAUCUAUAAAUUUAGGUACCUAUUUUUAAAUUUGGAUUCUAAAUUGUUUUACUUAGGGUCAAUAUUUAAUCAUUUUAUUUUAUCUCACUUGUAGGUGUAUAUUAGGUGUAUAUUUUUAAGUGCAUUACCUUUUAAUUUAUAGGGCACUUUGGAUUAUGUUAAUUAUUUGAUUAUUUACUACUAUUGCUUUUUUACACACUAAUAGUUUAUAAAUUAGAAUCAUUUUUAUAUUUCUAUAAUAGCUUAAAAUAUUAUCAAGUUAAGAACAUAUUGUAACUCCAAUUUUCUAUAACUUAAAUAUUCAUGUACUACUAAUUAAUUAUCCUAAGUGUACCCAUUUAUUCUUAAAUUAUACUUGAAUUUAAAAAUGAAAUUUUUCAAUUAUUAAUAAUUAUUAAAUUUGAAUUUCAGUAAAUAGAAAAUAACGUUUAUUAAAAUAACAACUUUUAAGAAUAUUAUUAGUAUAGUUUCUAUUAUAACCAUGAAAAUAUGUUCCUGUGUAGUUUAAGUUUUUAUUAUUAAGUAUCUAUAAUUUUUUUAUAAUAAGUACCUAAUAUCAUCUGAAUAGGCAAUAUAAAAUACAUAUUAUGUUCACAAAAUUAUAAGUUUGUAACUCAAUAUUUUUAUAGUUUACAUUCAACCUCAAAAUGCUCCAUAUGGAUCUUAUGUUGUUGAAGACAUUUCUCAUCAUUCAAAUAAAGUAAGCUUAUUAUGCCAAUAUGCUUUACUCAGUUUUACUUAUUUUAUUAUUAAUAUUAAUAAAAUUUGCUUAGGAAAAAGCAUCCCAUGAUCGAUCUAAUCAACCUCAGUAAGUAUACUUAAUCCUUAUAUAAAACUAUAAAAUAGUUAAUAGGGGUGUCAUUUCAAUUUUUGAAUAAGGAUAUAAAAAUUAACCAAUUUUUCCCUCCAUCAGGUCAAAAUAUAUGGGCCAAAAACACAUUAAAAGCUACCAAAGUAUAGUCGGAGUCCCUCAAAUGACACCCCUAUAGUUAGUUGUAAUACUUACUUAUUACUUUAUGUAAAAAACAUUGCAAAGCAGUUUAUGCCAAUUAUGUUUUACAUUUAUAAUAAGUCAACAGGUUGACCUAUAUUGUGUUUAGUAUUUCAAUAGCCACAUUAAAUUAGUAUUAUUGCUAUAAGGAUAAUCUAAUUUUUUUUGUUAACAAUCCAUUAAGUUAUUAUGAAAAAUAAAACUAGUUCCCUAUUAUUAUUUGUUUUCAGAAAAUAAUUAAUAGAAAUAAGUUUAUAUCACUCUGAUAGAAAUUAUUUAACUACCUAAUGUUAUUAUUAUUAUUUUGUUUUUAUUCAAAUUAUUUAAAUUGUAAAUUAUAUAUUUUAAAUACAACAAAACAUUAAUUAACAUCAAAGUAACUUAAUUUGAAGUUAAAAAUACUCAAUAUUUGUUGAUUAUACAAAACAAAAAUAUUACAUUGUAUUAUAUACCACCCAAUAUUUCUACUUACAUUUAAUUUAAUUAUAAAAUCUUGAAAGAUGGAUGUAUUUUUUAUUUAUGUACAUUUAUAUUUUUAGAAAUGAGGCUAAAGAUCCUGAUAUGAUACUGAUAAAUAUUAAUACAGGUCCUCACCCACCUGUACUUGAUGAAAUUCAACCAGACACAGUUAUUGGGUAAGUUUUUUUAUUAAAUUUAUAAUAUUAAUCUAAAUAGAGUUUAAUUAUUUAUUAAUGUUUUAGGUUAAAAUUAAAUCUAAAAUAAUGAAAAUUAAUUUAAUUUACUUAAACAAUAAAUAUACAGCUUAAAAUAAUAAAACAUUCAUUUUAUAUUAAUGUAAUCAUAAACAAUAAUUAUUCAUAAAUAGUAUACAUUCACUAUUAAGCAUAUUGAAUUAAUGUAUUUGCACUUUUUCUAUUCAUAGUUAGUAGAUUUUUAAUAAAGGGCGGAUGUUCACAAAACUGCAUAUUUGUUCUGUUUAAUUGUAUUGUAUGCUAAUAGACACCAAAUAUGUUUCACAGUGUUAUGAAUAAAAAGUCAGAAUGGUUGGAUACAUAUAGUUAUUUCAUUAUAUCUGUACACAAUGAUAAAAUAUUAUUUCUACAAGAAAAAUGAUUUUGAAAUGUCCUUAAUUUUUACAAUUUUUGUAAAAAUUUGAACUUAAAAUGCUUAUAAAAAUAAACUACUCUAUUUUUAUUUAACUUUUCUUUUACCUCCAAGUACAACUUAUGAUGAAUUUUGUUUUUCAAUAUUUAAGCUGGGUCAGACAAAUUAUGUUUUCUUAAAACUAAAUAAAAACUCAAAAAUUGUUAGAAUGUUAUAACCAUUUUACCUUGUUUACACAGAGCUAAUAAAAGCUAGUAUUUUGUGAAUAUUUUUUACAUCUCAUUCAAUUUUUUUUACUUAAUUUUACGUAACUAUGACUUACAUAAAAAAACUCGAUAUGUAUUUGCUAUCUUGUUUAUUUACAAAAUUGCCAUUUGGCAUUAAUAAACAAAUUAAUUAAUUAUUUUUCACCAAACUACAACAAAAAAUCAAAUGAAACAGAAUAUAUUUUUAUGGCAUAUUUUUCUAAUUUAACUACGCUUUUACAGGCUUUCUUUUAAAAAAGACUAAAUUUAAUGAUUGAAGCAAAAUUUUUCAUGAAAAACAUUUUGCAGUGCAUAUUCAUAAUUUUUUUAAAUUUUGAGGAUUCAUUUUAUUUGUUUUAAAAUUAUUUGCAUAUUUUGUAAUUUUACCUAAAUUCUAGGUAUAAUAUUUAAGCCUUUCAUAUUCUAUCAAAUAUUGAAUUUAUAUAUGGUGCCGACAUUUUCAUUGAAUGGUCAAAAAAAUAGUUAAUUAACACCAAAAUAUGUUUCAUGACCUAAAGAGUGUUUGUAUACAAAAUUUUAUUUUGCAUAUUUUGGAAUUUUUAAAAUUUUAAGGGCAUAUUUUAGGAUUUUGUGUAGUUUUAGAGUAUAAUGUUUCAUGGAUUUCAUACAUUUUAAUUUUUAGGAUUUAGUAAACUAAAAAGACGUUGAGAAUCAUAAAAUAAUUCUUCAAAAUUUAUAAAUAUCAGCAUUCAGAAGUUGAGCUGAUAAUAUACUAGGUACCCGUGUUUUAGAUAAAAUCGGUUAAGAGUUCAAAUUUUUUUCAUUAAAAUAUAUUUUUGUUUGGUUUUCAUAUAAGAAAAAAAAAAAUUCAAAAGAGAAAUAUAAUGUAUUAAAUAUACAAAUAUAUAUAUAAUCUUUGAAAUACUAUUUUUUUUUUAGAAUACCUACAGAAACAGUAUAAUAUAUAAAAUAAUUUAUUUUUUUUAAGUAUUUUAAGGGGUUUUUUUAAUAAUUUUUAGGUCAUAACUGCAUAUAUAUUUAAUAGGUUUUUAGGAUAUAUUUCUAUCAGGCCUAAUUAUAUAUAUAUAUAUAACUAAAACUGGUCUUAAUUUUUUUUAAAGCCUUAAAGAUUUGUAUUAAUAAUCAUAAUGUUUAUAAUCCAUUAUAAUCAUUAAUAUAUUAAUUUAUUAUAAUUGAGUUAUAAUUGAUCACUAAUAAUAAUUGUAUAGGUUUAAAAAAAAAAUUAACUUUACUGUUAAUUGGAAAUAUUAUGAUGCAUUUUUCAUAUAUAAUGUAAAAAAACUUUCAAUUAAAUUUUUUUUAGUCCAGAUGAAAUGUACUAUUUUGCUCCAAAAAAUCCUCAGAACAAUAAAAGUUCAAUUGUGGGUCAACGAUUAGAUGUUACAAUUUUUGAUGAUUUUCUUAAUACUGCACCGGUAAAGAAUAAAACAUACGUAAAUCCAAAAUUUUUUUUAUCAAAUAAUUCAUUGAAGUGCUCAUUAGAUUAACAAUUUAAUAUUUUUAGGAAAAACACAGAAAUCGGUUAGAUUUUUAUAAGGUUCCUUAUUUAAAUAAUCUCGUAUUACCACUAAGAGCAACAUUCUCAGCAGCGAUCUCAAUAUUCAAUCCAUACUCAGAAGUUUUACAAGUUCGUUUAAUAUUAAAAUAAAUACAAUUAGUGAUUACUAGGGCUCGGGACUUAUUACACUUAAAAUCCAUAAAAAAAAAAAAAACACAUUAAAAUUUAAAAUGUAAAAAUGGUAGAAGGGUUUAAAAUUUCUGCCUUAAUUGCUUUAAUUUAUUAAAUAAAAUGUUCUAACACUCUACAGCUGAUUAAUACCAAAUCAUUUUUUUUAAAUAAAAUUGUACAUCUUUUUAUAAUUUUUAUAGUGUUAAAAUAUUGUUUUUAAUAAGUUAGAGCUGUUAGACAAAGACAUUUUAAGCCACUUUACUAAUUUUAUUUUUUUUAAUGUUUUUUUUUUUUUAUGAAUUUUAAAUACAAUAAGUCCCAAAUUCUUGUGGUUACUAUAUUUUUAAUAUUUAUUUUAUUUUAGGUUGUAAAAGUAUUUGGCGGGGGACCAGGGUUUCACCUAAGCUUACCGUCUGGUCAAAUGGAAGACCAAAGAAAUGUUUGGGACAUUAUGCCAUAUCAAACAAAGCCAUUGAUUCGAUUUACAUUUUCAGAACGAUCAAAGAAAAAUCACUCCACAAAAAUAGGGUUAAUAAAUUAAUAAUUGCAGGUUUUUUUUUUGUAACAAAUCUUAAAAAUGUAUUUCUUUUUAUUGUGAAAAGGUUAUUUUUGAGUAAUCAUGAAUACAUAAAUGUGCCUAUAAACAUUGUAAUGGUAUCAAAACCAGGUCUUUAUAGUUCAGAACAUAUAAUUGAUUUUGGUGUUGCCAGUAGAAAUGGUUUAGUUACAUCAAAAGCUCUAAACUUAUGUAAUUCAGCAAAAUCUAGUAUUAUUGUUCAGGUAUGUUUUUAAUAAAAUUAGUUCAUUAAAUAUUUCUUAGCAACAGUGCAUCAUUGUUUAAACAUUGUUUAAGAAUGUAACGUCAGAUUCUCACUUUGUGACUGUGGAUUUUCCUCAUGAAGUAGAAGUACCUCCACAGUCUUGUACAGCAGGCCAAGUUGCUCAUAUUAGUUAUCAUUGUAAGAGCUGCUAAUUUUUUGCAUGCCAUUAUAAAUAAUUAGUUUAAAUACAUUAAAUUGGUAUAAAGAGAUGAUUUCAUUGUUUUAGGGGAUUAUGUUGGAUAUUCAUAUGGUGAGACUCAUUUUGGACAGUUAACUGUAAAGAGUAAUAAAGGAAAUGAGUUGAAUAUACCAUAUCAUGGUAGAACACUAGAAGGUGAUUUGGUGUAUGAAGAACAAUCAUUGCAUUUUGUCAUGUCAAAAGCUAUUCGUUCAACAAGCAUUAUGAAAACCUUUACACUGCUUAAUAAUUUUUCAUCUACGCCAGUUGCUAUUUCUCAAAUAGGAAUUCCAAAAAAUGCCACCCAGUAUUUUAAAGUAAUUAUAAAUAUAAUUUUAAUUACCAUUUAUAUUGUUAAAUUUAAAACUUUAUCAUAGUUGUAUACUUUCCUCUACAUUUUAAUAAUAUUAGUAUAAAAUAUUUCCAAAUUAAACUAAAUUUUAUCACUUAUUUUUCAAUUUAAUUUUUCAGAUAAGAGAUUUUAUCCCUGUAGUUUUAAAACCGGGUCAAAAUAAAACAUUGUUUCGUGUUGGAUAUGUAAACCCUAACAAUUCAAAAAUGGAUAUCAUAUCAUAUUUAGAAUUUAAAACUAAUGCUUCGGAUUUUACAAUUCCUUUGUUGGUGUAUGAUGGACAGCUCGCACAGGUGUGUAGGCUAGUGUAUAAAAUUGGUUUAAAUAAAAAUAUUAUAUGUAAAUAUUUGUAUAUAUUGAAAAAAAUAAAAUGUUUUGACUUUCAUAAUUAGAUUUUACCAGCUACUAAUAUUAUCACUUUACCACCAAUAAGAAUCAGUUCACCUCGCCAUACCUAUAUAGUAGUUGCUAAUGAAAAUCCUGUCGCAAUUAUGAUCAAAGAUUGGGGUACAACAUACACACCACACGUCUCAUUAAAUUUAGUAGAAAUUGGAAAAUUUAACUCUUCAAUGCGCCGCAAUAGUGCAGACAGUUGGUCUCGCCCAAUGAUACGAGAAGAUCAAAUACCAGCUGUAAGUAUUUUUAGAAUGAUUUUCUUAUAGUAUUGAGUAUUAAGGUUUUUUUUUUUAAUUUUUAGCCAGUGGCUUUGCCUAUUAAACACUACGCUAUAUUUCAAUUGUUAGUAUCUACCCCAAAUCCUGAUCAAAAUUUAACUGUGAAAAUUUGGAUUCAAACACAACAUCAGCAUUACAGUAUACCAUUGAAAGUAUCUGUAUUUGAUAAGAAUUUACAAGUUAUAGCUGAACCAUUAGCAUUUGAAAACUGUCAUCCCGUAAGUAUUGAGUAUUUUUAUAUUACUCAGUUUUUUAUAAUUUUCCUUUACUUAGAAUUAAUUUAUAAUUUACAGGGUGCCGUGUGUACUGCUGAAGUGAAUGUUAUGUCUUGGUUAGACAGAACAUUAGCAUUAACAUCAGUAACAAGUGAAUUUGUUAGUGAAAAUGUCCGGUUUGUUCCCACUAGACCAUCUCUUAUACAACCACAAAUGGUUUCUUUAGUCGGCCACAUAGAAUGGAUCCCUACUCACCAUAAGAACUCGACAGGAUGGAUAGGAUUGUUUAGUAAAGCUGGUAAUGUGAUUUAUUUUGAAUAAAAUACAAUUUGUGUAAUCUAAUGACUGUUGUAGAAAGAGCAAUGUGGUUAUCAAGCUUUCAUUUAACAAAUUCUUCUGAAACAAGCUAUAUGGAUUUUUCAUGGUUUUAUCGUAGAAUGGGAAAGUAUUAUGCAGAGGAAGACAAUCGCACUCUAAGACAUCAAUUUACAUUGGAGACUGGUAAUGAUUUAAAAUUAUUUCAAUAAUGUAAAUUAAUCAUUUUUAAGGUAGUGAAAUACUAAAUAAAAAAGUUAAUUUUUAUAAUAUAGCUUUUUUUUCCUCCUAUUAAUUAUUUAAAUUUUAUAUAUUUAAUUAUUCUUUUAUUUAAGUUCAAUUUUAUUAUUACUCUUAAUGAGUUAAGUUAAUUUUAAAUUCUGAGCAGAGUAAGAAAUGUAUUGGUUUUACAAUGUUUUUUUUUAUUGUGUGAACAACUCUUAUACUGAUUUUUAAGUGUAUCACUUUUUUUGCAUAGAAAUCUGACAGGUGUGGUACUUUAAGGAGGUCAUUUUUUGAAUUUUCUUGGAGUUUUCAUAAUAAAUAGGAAUAUAAUCUGGAAAAUUUACAAAAUGUAUUAUUUUCAAAUCAUAAAUAUUAUAGCCUUUUAAACAUGUGUAACUGAACUCGGCUCAGAAUCAUUUUUCGUUAGCAAUGAUUAAUUGUUGCAUACAGAUUCACAUUAAAUUUUCUCCCUCUAUAUCCUACAUUCCUAAUUUCUCACCUAUAUCUGUGGCCUAUCCAUUGGUGCGAAAUAUAUUAAUUUGUUUUUUUAUUAGGCGGAGCUGAAACAUGUCAGUUCAGUGUACAUCUUCAUUUAAAAUGGCCAAAAUUUAUACAAGAACCCGGUGAAAAUCGACAGCAAACUACAUAUGAGCUACCAACCAUGGAAGUGAAAGGCAAACCCUAUUAUCAAAGAAUCAAUGUGAAAAAUACAUUUCACACUCAAAAUAUAACAUUACAUUUAGCUAUGUACCCCCAUCCAUAUUGGUGUAAUAUUACGGAAUUCAUAGAUCUAUUUGAACACGAGUAUGUGGAAUACUGAAAAUAAACUAAAAAAUUAAAUUAAUAUCUUAUUAAGUUAUUCAAUAUUGAUAAAAUAUUUAUAGGGUGAAUUCUUUGUUAAUAUCGAGAGAUGAUUGGGAAUUGGUGAUGAAUAAUUCUAGUCCUUAUAGAAGAAAAGUCUUAAAUAUUAAAAAUUCUGUGUAUGUUCCACAUAAGAAAACUAUGAUAUUUGUUUUGCCUCCACAAAAGGAAAUCGAUGUAUUAGUAAGAUUUCAACCAAAGAAACCUGGUGUUAGCACAUCAAUACUUUUCAUUAGGUAUGUUGUAAUUUGUUUCAUUUUUAGUUAUGAAAGUAUUAUUAUUUUAAAAGGCUUUUUUUUUAGAAAUGAUGUGUCUAUUUUGGAAAGUAUUUUACUAAAAGGUAUGGGGGCAUAUCCUGUACUAUCAUUUGGAUCUAAAAGGAAACUACCUCCAUUAGUUUUUGAUAUGGAAUCAAGUCCUAUGGUUGAUCUCAUAUGUAGUAAAAGUAUGCAGUUUAUUUAAUCAAAAAUAAAAUAUAAUAAUUUUAUACAUAUGAUUUUAGAUAAAACUUCUUUACCAUCAGAGACCCGAAUAUUUUUAAUAAAGAACCCUGGUAAACAUACGGUUAGGAUUAUAUCUAUGACUAUUAAUAGUAUACUUUGUAGUGGUUAUGGUUUUAGAGUAAUAGAUUGCAGACAAUUUUCUCUACUACCAAAUCAAUCUAAAGAAGUAUGUUGUUUAUAAAGUUAUUUAAAUUUUAUAAAUAAAAAUAUAUGGUACUAUAUGGAUUUUAUUUGUUAGGUGUCUGUAGAGUUUACUGCUGAUUUUACACUAAAAUCAGUUAUUCGUCAAUUAGAAAUAAAUACUGAAGAAACAAUUGGAUCAGAGAUAACUAAUCGUAUUUUUAUCUACCAACUGUGGGGUAUUGUGCCAUCUGAAUGGGAAUUAUGUAAAGACAAAUAUACAUGGCAAGAGUUUCGCCGAGGUGACAGUUGGGCUAGACCAGAAUGGGAGUCUUCAAUUGGUCAAAUUAUGCUUGUGGCUGCUGGAAUACUCAUGGUGGUUGCUUGGCUUGUUUCAAUUGCUGCUGUGCACACUAUAGAUAAAGAAUUUUUAGCAAAAAACCUAGGACCUCCUUGUGUCGGAGCUCAUGGAAAAAGAUCAUGUCAGUCUGUUCUAGCCCAAACUGGAAAUGUGAAAAAAACAGAUUUUAAGUAUGUCUAUUUAUAAUUUAUUACUAAUAAUUAUCAAUUAAUACUGAAAUAAUAAUUCACAUAAACAAUUACCAGGAGUUCAAAGCACAAAGAAGGUAAUGAAGAAAAACGUACUGAAAUAAUACCAGAUCCAACAUCUUUGGGUAUAUCACAAAGUGAAAACAGUUAUAUUAAGCCCUCAGAUUCUACACCUAUUUGGAGUUUUACGUUGCGCGAUAUAGAACCAGAACCAGAACCGGUAGUUUUUCUUAGCCUGAUAAUUUUAAAUUUUAUAUAAUUUAUUUUGUUUGUUAAAUUAAACUUUAUUGAUUAUGAUUUGUUCAAUAUUAGAAACCCGAAAAAGAUAGAAGUAGUAGAUCACAUUUAUCUGAUAAUCACCCAAAAGAAAAAACUAAAAGACGUCAUUUAACCCAAGAAACUCUUGAUUCUAAUCCAAAGUACAAUGUUUCUGGAUGGCAAACAGCAAGAAAUAGGUAUGUGAUAGCAUUAGUCAAAUAUAUUCAAUCUUUUGUCUAUUAUUUUACACAAAACAUGUAUAUUUAUGGUUUUAAAUUUAAUUUUCAAUACCAAAACCUUCAAAAUAAUAAUGUUUCUUUUUGAAAUUUAAUAUAUUGCACUCUUUUUAUAUUUAAUUUUGAGAUAUUGAUUGUACUUAAAUACAUUUAAUUUAUAUAUUAUAAAAAUAUUAACUUACGUAGUAUUGUUAAAUACUACCUUAAAUGUUUUACUUAUAAAUAUAAUAUGUUUGAUUGUUUCAAAAUUCUUAGCUGUCAAAUUUUAAAUUUCAAAAGUAUCUUACAAUUUUCUUCUCUGUCAUAUCAAUUAUUUGGAGGCGGCCACCUUCAUCUUAAUCUUCCAGAUUACCUUAUUUACAAUAUCCUUGCAUACACCGGCUGUUCUCAUAUCAUUCGUAAUUUUAUUAUUUUUAGUAUUCCUUCGAACAGAGUUCAUUCUUCCUAAGUUUAUUUCCAUUACCAUUUUUACUGUUCUAGGUUUGUCAUGACAUAACCAAAAACCACCUAUUUUCUCUCAUUAUGUUCAAUAUCAAAUUCACACUUAUGCUACCUCUUAUAUAACUAUUCCUCAUCUUAUCUUCUCUUGUCACUCCACUCAUCUACUUAAGUAUUCUCAUCUCUGACACACAUUAUCUUUUAUACUUUUCUGUCCAUCACUCAACAUUCUUUUAAUACUUUCCUUUAAAUUCAAUAUAAAUUUUCUUGUUACAUAAAGUACCUGAUGGUUUUUCCACUUAAUUCAACCACACUUAAUACUAUGCUAAAGUCACUGUUUUUUUUUUUUUGUAUAAAAGAUCCUACAAUAAGUUCUUAAAGGAAAAUUGUCAACCCCCUCCAGUAUUUCCAUUAGCUGUCUCCAAACUUAUCCUCUUUAUACUCUGUUUUAUUUCUUAUCCUUAGUCCUAUCUUUUCAAAUUCUACUUUCUAUUCCUCAAGUACAUAGUUAUCUUCUUCUAGAUUUUCUCUUAUCAAAAAUAUAUUAUCUGCAAACAUCAUGCAUCAUGGUACUUCCCUAUAAUUAACUUCAUAACUUUAUCAAUUACCACAGAAAAGCCAAAUCUUGAUACAUACCUACUCCAAGCUUAAAAUCAUAUACUAUUCCACAAAUAUUUUUGCAACCCAUACUUAAACCUUACAACACUCAUACAUAUUCUUUAUCAAAGUACAAUUUUGGAACUCAUUUUCACAUUAAUAGCUACAUCAGAACUUCUUUUAACACUGACAUAUAUCUUCACUAAAAUUAUAAAUGCCAUUUAUAGAUUUUUCUUUGGUCUGUUUCACACAAAAUACUGGUUCCGUCAUCAUUUUUCCUGGCAAUAAACUGGUUCUUAAAUAUUGAUACCUUACUUCUAAUAAAUUGUCUCUAAUUUUUUCCUAAAUCUUAAUACUAUGACUCAUAAAUUUCAUUCCUAUGUAAUCUGAUACUUUUAUAUAUCUCUAUUGUCUUCAAUUAGUGCUGAGCACCAAUUUUAGAUUGAUUAAAAUUCAGAUUACUGAUCCAGAUUGAAACAAAAAUUACAAUCCAUUUAAUCCAGAUUUAAAGUACCUAUCCAAAUUCUGACCAUCCUAAAUAGUAGAUUAUUUUUAAAUGCUGCCCGUAUUGUUAUUUUUUAUAUACGUUUGGUAGAUAAUAGUAUAAUUUACAAUUGAAAUUUGAAAUAAGCAUAUUAAUAACGGCAGGCUCAACGCAUCACUGCUACAUAUGAUAACCCUGCAUUGUGUAACCUGUUUUAUUUAAUUUUUUGAUCGAAUCCAAAAUCUGGAUUGAUUAAUUCAGAUUAUGUAAUUCUUCUAUUUUGGAAUUUUCCUUUCUAUUAACUCUUAGUUAAUUAAAAUUUCUAACCAUCCAAUAUUAAACUUAUUACAUUUUCUACAUUUUCACUGGUCCUUCAUUUGGACCUACUGCUCUUUUCUUUAUUUGUAUGUUAAUUUAAAAAAAAAAGUAAAAUGUGUAUUAAAUAUAUUGCAAUAAUGUUAAUUAUUUAUAUUUGUAUAGAUCUCCAGCAUUAAUAGCAGAUUCUCAUUUAAAUAAAAAUUCUAAAACCGAUGAAGGAAAAUUCGAGGUUGAAAACCGUAGACGUGCUGAAAAAAUAUUAAAAAAGCAUUAUGGUUUAAAACCUGUAGAUAGUUGGAGAAAGCACAAGAAAGCUCUUAAUGCUGCCAAGUAUUAUGAAGAACUAACAGAAGAAGAGAAAAUUAGUUCAAGUCAAGAAUCAAAAGUCUCAACAGAGAUAAAACCUGAACCUAAACCUUUCAAAAAUGGCAAAAUUAAUAAAAGAACAUCCACAAUCAGUCUUCCAAUAAUAAAGCAGGAUAAUAAUAAAGAAUCACCAAUAUUGCUGUUAAACUCUUCUUCAUCUGAUGUUGUAAGGAAACCAAUAGCUUCUGUUGCGCCUUAUCAAAUUGUUCUUCCUAAACAGUCAAUUGUACAGUCGGAACGUUCAAUUGAGAAGUUCUAUAAUUCAAAAUCAAAACCAGGACAAGCUAUACAGAACAAAAUCGAAAAAGAACCUGUUACAGUGCGACCAGUGAUAUCAAAGAAAUUGAUUAGUGAUGAUGAUGGUUUAUUAGCCGAAUAUAAAUAUAUGAAGAAAAAAAAUAAAACCGAAAGAAAAACCUCGUUAACUCCCUCGACACCGCCAGCUCUAGUAGUACCACCUGUUAUUGUUAAACCAAAGAUUCAAACUAUAGAAAGAUUUUGUUCUCCAGAAAUAAUAAAACCAAAAGUGCAUGACGUGGAAAGAUAUAUAAAAUCACCAGAAACACUGAAACCAAAGAUUCAAGCUGUUGAAAGAUUUAUUAAAUCACCCGAAAUAAUAAAACCAAAGAUUCAACCUGUGGAAAGCUUUGUAAAACCACCAGAAACUUUGAAACCGAAGAUUCAACCUGUGGAAAGCUUUUUAAAACCACCAGAAACUUUGAAACCAAAGAUUCAACCUGUGGAAAGCUUUAUAAAACCACCAGAAACUUUGAAACCAAAGAUUCAACCUGUGGAAAGCUUUAUAAAACCACCAGAAGCUUUAAAACCAAAGAUUCAAACUGUAGAAAGAUUUAUCAAAUCACCAGAAAUACUAAAACCAAAGAUUCAAACUGUGGAGAGAAUAAAUUCAUCAGAAGUAAUAAAACCAAAGAUUCAAACUGUGGAGAGAAUAAAUUCAUCAGAAGUAAUAAAACCAAAUGUUCAAACAGUGGAAACACUUAAUCCACCAGAAUUAAUAAAACCUAAAGUUCAUACUUCGGAAAUACUUAAUGCACCAGUAGAAAUAAUAAAACCGAAAAUUCAGACUGUAGAAAGAGGAACAUCACCUGAUAUGGUUAAACCAAAAGUUCAGACUGUGGAAAGAUGUACUUCCCCACAAAUGAUAAAACCUAUGGGUCAAACUGUGGACAAAUUAAAUUCAUCAGAAAUAACAAAACCAAUGGUUCAGUCUCCCAAAAUAUUGAAUUUCUCAGAUGAAAUAAAAUUUAAGGUUGAAACUGUGGAAAAAAUAAAUUUAUCAGAAGAAAUAAAACCAAACGUUGAAACUAUGGAAAAAAUCAAUUCAUCAGAAGAAGUAAAACCAAAGAUUCAAAAUGUGGAGAAAUUGAAUUCAAUAGAAGUAGUAAAACCAAAUGUUCAAAAUGUGGAAAAACUAAAUUCAGUAGAAGUAAUACAACCAAAAGUUCAAACUGUGGAAAAAUUAAAUACAAUCAGCAUAAUUCAACCAAAAGUUCAGACUGUGGAAGAAAUAUGUACAUUGCCAGAAACAGAAACACCAAAUAUUCAGGUUAUAGAAAAAUGUACUUUAUCAGAAAUAAUAAAACCAAAUGUUCAGACUGUGAAAAAAUGUGAUGAUUCACCGGAGAUUUUAAAACAAAUAAUUUUAACUGUGGAAAAAUGUGAUUCACCAGAAGUGAUAAAUCCUAAGGUCCCUGCUGAAGAAAACUGUGUAUCACCAGAUAUAACAAAACAAAACAUUGAUGAUGUCGUUAUUCUAACUAAAAUGGAAACAGAAGAUAAUGAAAUUUUAUUAUUGAAUGCGCCUCAAACAAGUGAGCAAUCAGAUGUUCCAGAACCAAUUACUGUAUUAAAAAUGGACUCGGAUGAAGACAAUUUGGAACUUUUGCCAUCAACUUCAGCUGACAAACAUGGUAAUCAAUUGUAUUUAUUACUUGAAUAUAGCAGCAAUAGUAGAUAUCUUUUGGCUUUUGGCACUAGCAAAAAAUAUCUAAAAAGUAUAAGAAUACAUAUAAUAUAAGAAAACUUUUUUUGUAUGUUCUCAUUAAUAGGGAAUCUGCACAGGCUAAAACUUUAAGAAAUUUAUGAUUUUGGUUCCAGUUCGUGUAUCAGAUUUUAGCUUAACUUAUUUUUUUUAUCUAAAGGCUUUGUCUUGUCAUUAUAAUCAAUCAUCUAUUCUACUUAAAACCCGUAUUAAUUGGUUAAAAAAUUUAUUUAUAGUACCAGGUGGUCUAUUUAAUUGGGUACACUCAUUAUCAUUGAAAGUAUUAACUUUUUCCAGAAUUUGUUUUCUAGAAUAUUUAAGAAACAAGCUACUCUACAAUUUUAUAGUUAUUUUUUUUUUGUCACCUUUUCUUUUAGGAGUAAAACCACUACCUAUGUCUGAUUUUCAAAUACCGACCUAUAUUAAAAAUUUCAUAAAUAGAUGAGUAUUAGUUAAAUUAAAUUUUAGUGUUGACAUUUUUAAUUACUAUCAAUCUGUUGAUGAGAUAUUCCAAUUUUAAAUUUUGGGUUAGAAGAGAGUAGUGGAGUAUUAUUUGUGUGGCGGCACGGUAUGUAUUAAUCAUGCACCAUUACUCUCCGACCCUAAUUUAAAAGUGGAAUAUUUUGUCAACGGCUCGAUUGAAAACAAAAAUGUAUUUUAAAUAAUACUUCAUCUGUUAUUGGACUUCAUUGUAUAGAUUUCCAUUUGAAAAUCAAAAUUAGGUAGAGGUUUUCAGUAGGCAAUAUUUUAUUUUGCACCCCUUUUUUUAUUGGAAUUUUAUGACAUUGAUAAGAACCUAAAUUAACGAAAAAUAUUUUUAUUUCAUUACGGAUUUUAAAUGUAAUGUUAUUAUUUAAUGCUGGAUUGUGUCUACCCAAUAUGAGCAAAGUUUGUAUCUUACUUUUUUUAAUUUAUUUUAUGGUGUUUAGUUUUUAUUUUAGGGCCUGUGGGUUCAGGCAGAGACCGUAAAACUGAGGAUAAAAUAACAAAAUGUGAAUCAAAUUUGGUUUUGGUUGAGACUAUUAAAGAAGAAUCAGGUUUGUUUUAUGUAUAUAUGUAUUUAAAACUAUAUAAAUAUAUUCUUAAUUAAAAAUAAUUUUUACCUUUUAUUAAAUAUUUUAAGAACCUUGUAUUUCAAUAAUUGAUACCAUGGCAACAGCAAGUACAUCAAAUUGUGACAGUCCUACUAAUAUUAUGACAUUUUCAACCAACGACCCUGGAUAUAAUUUGUGGACAUCAUUUGUGUGGGGGCCAGUUUAUGGGCAAUCUACAAAAAAUCCUAGUCCACAAAAAUGA